This is a messenger RNA of Coregonus sp. 'balchen', 3057 nucleotides long. NCBI's taxonomy places the organism in Eukaryota, Metazoa, Chordata, Actinopteri, Salmoniformes, Salmonidae. The record is from the annotation of a GenBank genome assembly.
GUUUGUUUUCACAGAGAGCAAGUAGCGGAACAGAACGGUUGUCGCACAAUCUUAAAACGGUUAUAUUUACACUUUCUGUCCGCGAAUAAUAGUUCAGUGGCCUGUGCCAUGGCUCUGUGCGGGGGUGUUGGAGCCAUGGCUUUACCUAGCGAGCUUAUCGUCCACAUAUUUUCAUUCUUGUCCGACCGUGACAAGCUUCGGGCCUCGUCCGUGUGCUCUCGCUGGAGGGAGUGUCUGUUUUACCCAUCGCUUUGGACGGAGCUCAAGUUGCGUGUCGGAGGUGGCUCGAACGGGGGAGGCUAUGGCUCCGAACAGACCCCAAGAUUAGAAUUUCUCAUGAGGAAGUUUGGCUCCUUCGUGCGCGAGCUACAGCUCGAGUUUGCCCCUGUUGAAGGAUAUCUAAGGCCACUGAACGGAGUGGAGGGCAGGAUGGAAUCUGUCGAAAGCGACCCUCAGUUCCCUGGCCGCUGGAAAGACGCAAUUAUCACCUAUUUGGACCAGGUGUUGUGUGUCCUCGGAUGUAUUCGAAACAACAGGUAGUUGGAUACAUCAAUGAUUCAACAUAAUGUUUAAUGCAAAGUGCGUCAGCAACGCCAUACUCGUCAAUUUGAGUGUUUGUUGGGUCUGCGUAGUCAGCGAGCUAACCUUUAGCUAGCCUAACUAUAAACAAGCCCAUGUCAUUACGUAAUCGGGUUAUGUCGUUCUCUACGGAUUUCUGCGUAUACUGCUUGAUUGACGUGUAGUUUUUUUGCCUAUUCAAGCUAUAAUCUAGCUACUUGGUAUAUAGGACAUGUCAGUCUGUUUUUCUGCCUGUUAUGCAAAGAAUGUUGCUAGGGCAUGUUUAUAAUUUGAACUACAUUGCAGCAGCAGUGGUAGUCAUGGUCAGGUAAUCUAUAAAGUGAACCCCUGAGGUCAGCAACGACAUUGGCAGCAUGCUUUCAUAUGCAAGUCUGGCUUCUCAAACCUGUACUAGCAAUAUGCCAAUAUCUUUUGGACGCAUUCUGUCCUGAAAAGUUCCAGAUGCACUGCCUCAUAGGGAGACUAAAGCUGUCUUGAGGCAUUUCGUUGUUGGUAGUUAAUUCCAGUGCUUAUUCAAUAACAGCACACUUGUGAAAGAGAGCUCUAGAGAUGUUGGUUGUACAGUCAUAUGAGGAAUGCUGGGUUUGUGGUGCACACCAGUGAUGUUGAAAGGUGCUGAUUGUCACAGGCCUUCUGGCAAAUUGGUGAGGACAUGCAUACCGUUUGAGCUUGUUUGCAGUCAUGUUUGUUGCAGAGUACAAUUAGAACAUACUGUCACUGACCUCCACUAUGGCUGAUUGUGUCCGGUUUUGUCUAAAGCUCAAACUUCUUUCUCGCUCUAGAAAUCUCCAGAAGCUGAGUCUGUAUGGGGAUACCUGCAUUCUUCAGGAUGAGGGCAUUCUGGACAGUGCCUAUCUCAACCAGGUUGACCAAGGAGGAAUGAAAAUCAAAGAGUGAGUGGCUUUAAGGCUAGGCUAUAUCUUGCCCAAGGCGACAAAAGGGCAUAUAGGGGUCACAAUCACAGUACAAACUGUCCUCAGUUGAAAUUCUGCCUCAUAGAAUUACAUAUAGAACACAUAACUAGGUAAUAUAAUAGGAUCUAUGUUCUGCCUAGUUUUUGUUCUGUAUUCAUUUUCAUUGUGAGUAGGCUUUUAUUUGCAGAUAUGGAAGAGAGUCAGACGUUACAAAGAUUGUAACUUUCUCUCCCUCUGUCUCUGUGUGUAUUCCUCUGGCCUGGAGUAGGAUCCAGCAGCUGUUAGUAGAAGUUUUGUCUAACAGCAGGCAGAUGAAGUGGCUGUCCUCAGCCUUCAUGCUGGGUGUGGUAACCCCCUGCUCCCUGGCCUCUUUGUCCAACCCCAGCGCUGCCUCCCUGGAGCACCUCAGCCUGCUGGACAACCAGCUGCCCUGCCUGGCCUCCCCUGUGGAGCUGGAACGGCUUGUCCACCUGCGUUCCCUGGCCCUCGACUUCUGUGACUUCACCUCUGAGAUGUGCUGCUUACUGGCAGGAGGAGACCGUGCUCCACUACACCGCCUCUCCCUGAUGGUGAAUGGCGCCGCUCUGGAGGCCAAGCCCCUCGAUGGCACCGCCAGUGAGGACGACUGGAAGGCCCUGGUCCGCCGCUGCGCUAACCUGCGGGUCUACAUGAUGGCCCUGGAUGUGUCCAGCCAGGACCUGCUGAGGGUGCUCAAGCCCAGCCUGCCCCUGGAGAGGAUCCACCUGGACAGCUACUCCACCCUGGUCACAGACGGCACCCUGGAGCUCAUCGCCCAGCAGUACAACAAGACCCUGAGCCACUUCGUCCUGAUGAGGGAUGACACCGGCUUCCCUGACCUCAGCGUCAACCGCAACGAGGACCCGCUGGUCCUGCUGGCCUGGCGCUGCGUACACCUCUCUGUCCUGGUCAUCCACGGUGAGUCAGCCUGGGUCAAAAGCUAGUAUUACAUAGCUGAACACUUUUAGUGUAGCCUAACAUUUUAAUGGGAGUGAUUUUGAUUUCCAAUAUCAUGGGUUCUACAAGUUGCUCUGAUAGAAAGAAAGAUGUAUAACUGGUUAUUUUCUAGGAGUAAUGUUAUGUCUAGUGUGUGUGUAGAGGUCAUAUUGGCAGCAUGUUGAUUUGUAUAGCACAGAGCAAUUGGAGUUUGUUUAUAUUCAGUAUGCAGUAUGUUCUUUCUACAGUGGUGUUCAAUGUGAUUCUCCUCUGUCUGAACACCACAGGCUACACUGUGUGGUCCCACAACCUGGUGGCCAUCUCCCGUCUGCGUGGCUCCAGCCUUAAGGUCCUGGCCGUGUCCGAGGAGAGUAUCGACUUCGACCCGGACCAGGGGGUCUUCAUGGAGGGUGACCCCGUCCACAACCUGGUGAAGGAGGUUUCCCAGGGCCUGGGGCGCAUCUGGCACCCCUCCAUGGACUCCAACUUGGUCCUCAGUGAGCCCACCCAGCACUUCCACAGGGAGAUGCAGAGCUUCAGCCUGGGCAUGUAGGCUAGAGCUACAGCCGCCAGGCCGGGCCUCCGUCUGGGUCGUGUUCAUUAGGCACCA